UGAAGGUGAAAUCACAUGACUCCCCGACUACAAAAGUCAACAAAGCAGAAAAUGGACGUGUUUCCGAGAACCGUUCCAGGGCAGGAUUGUUGACGACAUGCAGCCGCGGAUGGAGUCCCCGAACCCCGGUCCUGUGGAGCCGCCGCCGCAGGUCCGGAGGAGCGUCGCGGCGGUCAGUCGGCCGGCGCAGGCGGCCGCGCGGCUCUCGCUGCCCGGGGUCAUGGACGCGGAGGGGCGGGUGGACGAGUCCAGGCUGCGGAUGCACGUCUUCAAAAACGGCGGCUUGCCUCCCUCUGAGCGCGGGCUGGCCUGGCGCUUCCUGUUCGGCAUGUACCCGUGCAGUUCUACCGCUCUGGAGCGCCCCCUGCUGCAGGAGCAGAUGGCUGUACGGUACCAGGUCAUGAAGAGAAAAUGGCAGCAGUUCCUGCCCGCUGCCGUCCCUCUGCAUCUCAACGGCACGGAUGCUGAGCUGGUGGCAGCUGUCCGGUACUUUGACCAGAGGCAGGCCCAGGUCCAGCAGCAGGAUCAGCCUGAGGAGGUCCGCGAUCGCCGGAGCUUCUUAAUGCUGCAGGCUCAGAUCCUGUUUGAGCGUGAGGCGCUGGAGCAGGCGGAGCUGCAGGAGGCCGUCAGGAUCAUAGACAAGGACGUGCCCCGCACCAGCCGAGACCUCAGCUUCUACCAGGACGAAGGUUUGGGGAACCUGCUGGUGUUGAGAGACAUCCUCAUCACGUACGCUGCCUUCCACCCAGAGGUGGGCUACGCUCAGGGGAUGAACGACCUGUGCAGCCGCUUCCUGGAGGUGCUGGACUCGGAGGUGGACACCUUCUGGAGCUUCUCCUGCUACAUGGAGAAGUUCUCCAAGGACUUCAGGGCGGACGGGCUGACCAGAAAAAUAGAAUUGGAGGCUGCUUUAUUGAAGGAGUUGGACCCUCCGCUCUAUGAUCACCUGGUGACCGACGGCAUGGAGAGCUUCACCUUCUGCCACAGAUGGUUGCUACUGGGCUUCCAGAGAGAGUUCGCCUACAGCGACGCCCUGCGCUUGUUCGAAAUCCUCAGCUGUGAUCACCUGGAGCUCAUUUCUCAACAAGUGGACCGAGCCCGGUAUCAGGAACGUCUGGCUCAACAGUCCUGCGUCGAUGCAGAUGAGGAGUCCGAAGCUGAGCCCGAGCUUCAGGCCGUCAACACCGACUUCACCUUUGAGCUUUUCAUUUGUGCUGCAAUCUUGUUGGAAAACCGAGAGAAUCUCCUGCGGUGUAAAGAUGAAGUCCAGCUCAUCCAGUUCACCACCAGCCUGCAGGGAACUCUGGACCUAAACCACACACUGCAGAAGGCGGAGCAGCAUUUCUAUAACUACUGCAAGAGCUGCGCCUGGGACUACCUGAACGCACGCUGCGGCUCCCAGAAGAGCAAAGAGGAGGACUUCUUUUACUUGCUGCGAAGUUUAUUUGUUUUAAAAUGAGAAACAAGCUGGAAGCGCUGCUGCUACCUUCAGUACUGUAUUAUUCUAUUUAUUUAUAAAGACAUUUCCCAAAACUGACGCCUUGAGUGUGCGCUUGUCAGAGUGUGGGGGCCAAAGGUGGCCCUCGGCCCGAGUGUCAAUGUUCACAAUUCUGACAGGUUUGGGGUGCAAUACUUAAACUGUCCCGCUGUUAAUGAGUCUGUUUUCAUGUAUUAAUUCAACUCUUAAAAAUGAUUUCCAUUAGCAUUUACUGCAUACAGAAUCACUAUAAAAUACAAUGCUAAGAUUACAAAUGUUUUGGUUCAGUAAUUUUUAUAGAUUUAUAUUCCCAAGAAAACCUUUGUUUACUCCUUUAUGUUUUGAUCUUGCUGAAUAAUGGUUAUAAAUAUUUUUUGUGUUCAUUGAAAGCAUCAUAUUUUCCUCAGAUAUUGAUUCAUAUCAGAAUAUUUAUGUUCAUAUUACGAAAUGAUAACUUCAUUUCCUGGU
Molecule: messenger RNA, 1945 nt
Organism: Synchiropus splendidus (mandarinfish)
Lineage: Eukaryota; Metazoa; Chordata; Actinopteri; Syngnathiformes; Callionymidae
Product: TBC1 domain family member 15
Exons: 10
Coding region: 98-1459 (453 amino acids)
Biological process (GO): activation of GTPase activity
Molecular function (GO): GTPase activator activity
Source: RefSeq, a predicted model, not a curated record